AUGGGCUGUUUUCUUUCUACGGCAACAAAGAAGUUCCCUAGGCAUGAAAAUCCUAUCUUCCUUGCUUCUCAAACACUAUUUAGUGUAAGUGAAGUUGAAGCAUUAUUUGAAUUGUUCAAGAAUAUUAGCAGUUCUGUGGUUGAUGAUGGGCUAAUAAGCAAGGAAGAGUUUCAGUUGGCUUUAUUCAAGAACAAAAAGGAAGAAAACCUUUUCUCACAUCGGAUUUUUGAUCUCUUUGAUGUAAAGCAAAAAGGAGUAAUUGAUUUUGGUGAUUUUGUUAGAGCGCUUGACGUUUUCCACCCAAAUGCCCCACAAGAAGUGAAGAUCGAUUUUUCAUUUAAGCUUUAUGAUAUGGACGGCACGGGGUUCAUCGAGCGACAAGAGGUUAAGGAAAUGUUGAUUGCACUUUUAGGUGAGUCUGCUAUAACGUUGGAUGAGGAGAUCGUUGAGAUAAUACUUGAUAAGACGUUUUUGGAGGCAGACUCAAAUCAGGAUGGAAAGAUUGACAAAUCUGAAUGGCAUGAGUUUGUGGGACGAAAUCCUUCAUUAUUAAAGAUAAUGACUCUUCCAUACCUAAGGGAUAUAACUACUACUUUCCCAAGCUUCGUAUUUCAUUCUGAAGUUGAUGAAGCUGCUACCCAACUAUGA
Molecule: messenger RNA, 648 nt
Organism: Solanum pennellii
Lineage: Eukaryota; Viridiplantae; Streptophyta; Magnoliopsida; Solanales; Solanaceae
Product: calcineurin B-like protein 1
Exons: 8
Coding region: 1-648 (215 amino acids)
Biological process (GO): calcium-mediated signaling
Molecular function (GO): kinase binding; calcium ion binding
Source: RefSeq, a predicted model, not a curated record